AUGGAUCCAUUGAUUGAUGAAACACAAGGGGCCGUGUUUAACCCCAUUACUAUAGGACUGCAAUUCCUAGCAAACUAUGGGUGGUACUUAGUAGGGGCUGCAGUAGCAUCUGUAUAUUUAUUACAGAAGCUUAAACCGAAAGUGGAUACUUGGAAGCAAGCAAGAGAAGACGCCGAGUACCAUAAAGAUCCGGAUAAGGCAUUAUCUCGUAUGGAGGCAAUACAACGCGCGCGGGAAAAGCAACAAGCUAUGCUCGAAGCGGCUUCUCUAAGGGCUUUAGAACAGCAAAAAGAGCGUGAAGAGAAAAAACGUCGAGAAGCCUUAGAAAGGCUGGAGAAAUAUGGGAAUGCAGCCAAAGGAGAGCGUUUAGGAUCUGAUGAAGAUUAUCUACCACUUAGCGGUGGUGCGUCGACAUCUUCAUACAAACCUCCUAAACGCUCUGCUUGUGCCCGCGGCGGAUGUGGACGA
Messenger RNA from Brenthis ino (lesser marbled fritillary), 468 nucleotides. Lineage: Eukaryota; Metazoa; Arthropoda; Insecta; Lepidoptera; Nymphalidae. The record is from the annotation of a GenBank genome assembly.